Molecule: messenger RNA, 1588 nt
Organism: Engraulis encrasicolus (European anchovy)
Lineage: Eukaryota; Metazoa; Chordata; Actinopteri; Clupeiformes; Engraulidae
Exons: 7
Coding region: 45-944 (299 amino acids)
Source: RefSeq, a predicted model, not a curated record
GAAGGUCAAGACACUUCCAGCUUUGAAUCGCAGAGAAUGUCACGAUGAUCCCAAAUCUCUUCCUUCCACUGAUUGGAGUGGUGUCAUUGGCAAACUUGGUGACGGGUCAACAAGCAGGCAUAGAACCUGCUAGGAUCUAUGGUCUUGUCUCAAAUGUGAAGGUAGGCGAGGCAUUUGACCUCAAGUGCAGCAUGUUUGGAUUGAAGAGACCAAGUGAGAUCGUGCAUCUUUACCUGUGCAAGGAUGGAGUUGGAACAGCGGCCAAGGCCACCUGUGAUGACGACUACUCCUUUACAGUUAAACCAUCCACUUUCGAAAGCGCGGGGAACUACAGCUGCGUCUUCUCAAGUAGGAGAUAUCGUCCCUCUGACGUGAGAAGCCAUGGAUCCACCUCAGUCUAUAUCACCGUGAUUGAUUUUCUCCACCCUGCACUGAUAGCUGUGAAUGAAACCCCAGUGAGGCGAGGGACAGACGUGGAACUGAAGUGCACGUCAGAACAUGCUCCUGACAAUGGCCUCCUCCACGCAUACCUCUGCAGAAACCAACAGAUCAUUGACGUCCACCUAUGGAACCCUCGGAAGAGGCAAGCCGUUUUCUUUCUGAGACGCGUCCGAGCAGAUGAUUCGGCCCACUACAGCUGUGUGCUGUCUGAGAAGCUGCUAGCCACUAAAGCCUUGGAGAUGUGCAAAAACAACACUGUGUUCCUGGAGGUUUAUGAUAGCCCAACAGCCCCUACAGUGAUAACUAUCAGGCCUGAACCAGAGUGCAAUGAAAACUUGUUUCGUAUCUUUUGUUCUGCUGCUGUGGUUAUUGUGCUUGUGGUUGUGGUGUGCAGUGGCGAGGUGGUCUGCCGACGAAAAGACAUUGCUGAAGAGGAGGACGGAGACCAGCACUCCAUUAUGAUGGUUGUUAUGGAACCUCAGGCAGCCAAGGGGCAUGAUUAGAAGUGCAUGAACAAAUAGGGUCCUUUGAUAUGCAGAAAGUACAUACUUAUAUGGCAGUUAAUUGCAUCGGUUUCCUUGUUUUUUUGUAAAUAAAUACGGCGCCAUUUUCUUUUUAAAUUAUAUUUUGGGCAUUUUAUGCCUAUAUGUGGAUAUGACAGUGCCAGUUAAGACAGUGGGACAGAAAGUGAGUGGUAGAGAAAUGAGAGAAGGAUCGAGAAAUUACCUCAGGUUGGAAUCAAACUUCGAGAUGGAAUGGCACCAUAGCCAACUGAGCCAUUUUCAAGGAAUGUUAAUUGUUUAUUUUGUUAUCUAUGUUGCUAAAUCCAACUUUUCCAUUCAAAUGUUCAAAUAAAUGUUUUUGUAAUUGUUUGUAUUUCUGCUCAUAUAUUGUUGGCCUAAUGCUUAGGGAAGGGCUUUUAUGAAUAAUCAUGGAAUGUUCAGUGGAAGAGAGCCUGCUGAAAUGUAGCCCCAUGUAAGCUUAAGUGUGUGACGUAAUUCCAAAUGUAGGGUUAUUGUAUUUUACUGUUGUGUAAUUAUGUGAAAUUGAAAGGCAAUGUCUCUACGCAUUAAACUAGAAAGGACAGAGUCUGGUCUUGCUAUGUGAAUGUGAUAUCUGAAAUUGUUUUACAAAAAUAUAUGAGCUA